Molecule: messenger RNA, 2823 nt
Organism: Saccharomycodes ludwigii
Lineage: Eukaryota; Fungi; Ascomycota; Saccharomycetes; Saccharomycodales; Saccharomycodaceae
Gene: EPL1
Product: Epl1p
Exons: 1
Coding region: 1-2823 (940 amino acids)
Biological process (GO): regulation of transcription by RNA polymerase II
Cellular component (GO): piccolo histone acetyltransferase complex
Source: RefSeq, a predicted model, not a curated record
AUGCUUCCGGGUACCAUUAAAAAUAAAGCUGUUCGUUUAACAACUAAAAAUACUAAUACGGUACAGAAUAACAACAACAAUAACAAUAACGGUGGCACGGUUGGUGGUGAAAAUGGUAGAAGUACAAGUACGAGAUCAAGAACUAGGAAACUCUCUGUAAAACAGCGAUUACCUAUUUAUAAAUACCCAGAACUCAAAGAUGAGAUCGAUAUUUUGGAUAAGCAACAAGGUUUAUUUGAACAUGAACAACUACCGUUACAGCAAAGAGACAUUAUUAGCAUUGAGACAGGUGUUGAAAAGCACGAAGAAAAGGAGGAGCAUUUAAAAAAUAUUUUAUUAAAUCAAAAUCAAUUAACCCAUAACUAUAUUCCUACACCUGAUGCAUCGAAGAAAUGGAAUGAAUAUAAGAAAUAUUAUCAGGGUAAUUUUGAAUACCCUACUGAAUAUAUUAAGGGUUCCAAUACUGUUGAAGAUUACUGUAGACCACCUUAUUUGAUGGAUGAAGAGGACGCUGAAUUUUUAAAGGAAUUAGGACUAAAAAAUGUUUGCGAAAUGAUGCUAAGUGAAGAUCAGUUUGAAUUUUUAUGUUCGAAAUUUGAGGAGAUAAUUCACGAAAGACAGCCAUUUUUAGCCGUUGAGCCGGAAUCGAUUUUAUCGUUUGAGGAAGUAAAACCAUUGUUAGUGGGAAAACUAACCAGUCCAAAUUUAAAAAACGAGUUAGCCAACGAGCUGAACGUGGAUGAAAAAAAAACGCAUAUCAGAUUGUUAUGGGAUUCGGAUAUUGUGAUGAGAUUGGAGUCAGAUGACCAAUUAAGCAUUUUAGAUAAUUUUGGUAAGCAAGUGUAUGAUCAUUGGAAGGCUAGGAAAUUAAAAAGUAAAGGAGAGUCUAUAUUCCCAGAAUUGAAAUUUGAAAAGCAUAGUGAUCAUGAUGAUCAUGAUCCAUAUGUUUGUUUUCGUAGAAGGGCACUCAGACAUUCUAGAAAAACUAGGAAAAUGGAUAUCCAGAAUAGCCAAAAGUUGCGCAUUUUAUUAAAACAGUUGGAAAGAACAAAGGAAAUGGCAUUAUACGUUUCUAAGCGUGAAAAUAUCAAUAAUAAUUUAUUAUUGAAUGAUUACAAGAUAUUUCUACAGAGAUCCGAGUUCAAAACAUUGAAGAGGAAGUUGAAUUCUACUGCAGAUGACCAAUUAUUAAUAGACGUUAAAAGAAGGAAGAAACCACCUACUACAUUUGCAGAACGCAAAAAUGUUUAUAUAUCAGCAGAAGAGGCGAAAAGGGCAGAUCUUAAAAGGAAACUUUGUGUGUCUGAAAAUUAUGAUAGUCAAACCAUUAAUAAUUCAGGCGUUAAACCUAUUUCCAGUUCCCAGGCUGUUAAGAUUAGCGGUACUACGUCUAAAAGGUCGCAAAAGGGUCCCAGAAGGAGAAAGCGUAGUACUUCUAAUGUUGACGCAGCUUUAGAUUCAACUUCAAGUCCACAAGUUCAACAGCCAAUAAAUCAACAACAGAAGCAGCAGCAGCAACAAGACACAAAGGAUAAUUUAUCCCAUAUUUACAUUAAAUUGUCUAAUAGUAAAAUUCCUGAUAUAGAGUUAGAGGAUGCUGAUAAAGUGCUUGGCUAUAAAGAAAUCAGUACACAGAGAUACGUCGAGGAUAAGAUGAAAAAAAGACAUUUGGAGGAUGGCAAUUGUAUGUUUAAUCUAACGGAUGAUCCACAUAAUCCGGUGUUUGAUAUAGAACUUCCUGAUCACUUGGUUGAUCCAUCAACGGUUUUAAAUUCCUCAAUUUCUGCCAAUAAAUAUAAAUUUACUAAGGCCUAUUAUUGUGGAGAUUUGGAUAGUUACUUGGAUGGAGUUAAGAAAAUUCAAGCCUUUGAUGCUAAUGGUACUAGAGUUGACCCAUCUGUGAAUGGUUCAUCAUUAGAAGUGUAUGAUGUGUUUGAUGAUAGUCCUGUAUAUAGCCAAGAGUUACCCAUACAAAUGAGACGCCGAGCUGGACGGUAUGGUGUUGAUUAUUUGGACAAAAGGCAAGACAAGAGAACCGAUCUUUUAAAUGAAUUUUUUGAUUUUGACGAGCUAGUAAAUCAAGAGCUGGAACAACAAUCUAUUGAUGUUUAUUCAUCUAAUUUGGAUAGUUACAUUAGAUUACAAGAUAAAUGGAAACAUGAUUACGAACAUAAUCUCUAUGGUAAUAAUGUUAAUGAGGAACCUGCGCUAUUAAAUAGGAUUCCAGAAGAGACUCAGGUCAUUAGAUUUGGUACUAUGCUAUGGAGUAAAGCUUACGAUCAAAGCAGAGAUGCAUUGGCAAAAUACAGAAAAGAACAAUAUUUACGUGUGAAAAAGCAGCAGCAGUUGCAACAACAGCAACAAAAAUUGCUUGAGGAACAAUUAAUACUGCAACAGAAACAGCAAUAUAAUGAAUCAUCCCAAGAUCAACAACUUCAAUCUCACCAGCAGCAACAGCAAAAACAACAGCAAAAGACAAAGCAACCAAGACAAAGAAAAAAUAAUAAGAAUAAUAAUAGUAAUAAUAACGUACCAAAGAAAUCUAAAAAAGCAAAGAACGAUGCAACUUCGAGUAGCCUUCGUUCGAAUAAGCCAAAUACUAAACUUAAUAAAAAACAAGGUUCCAAUAUCAAUGUUUCCGGCACGGAAUCUUCGACGCCCCCAUCGAAUAAUGGUGGUAAAAAAAGAUCAACAUCCCAUCUCUCUGCUACUGCCAAUGCCACCGCUGCCAAUGCCGCUACUACCACUACCGCUGCCAAUGCCGCUACUGCCAAAGCCGCUAAUGCUACUGCUACUGCCAGUACUACGACUCCUGUAAAUUAA